Molecule: messenger RNA, 1933 nt
Organism: Fulmarus glacialis (Northern fulmar)
Lineage: Eukaryota; Metazoa; Chordata; Aves; Procellariiformes; Procellariidae
Gene: CAPN2
Product: calpain 2, (m/II) large subunit
Exons: 20
Biological process (GO): proteolysis
Cellular component (GO): cytoplasm
Molecular function (GO): calcium-dependent cysteine-type endopeptidase activity; calcium ion binding
Source: RefSeq, a predicted model, not a curated record
GAGCUGUGUUCCAGCCCCCUGUUCAUAGCCGGUGGAGCCACUCGCACAGACAUCUGCCAAGGGGCCUUAGGGGACUGUUGGCUCUUGGCAGCUAUUGCCUCUCUCACUCUGAAUGAAGAAAUUCUGGCCCGUGUCGUUCCCAAAGACCAGAGCUUCCAGGAUAAAUAUGCAGGAAUCUUCCACUUCCAGUUCUGGCAGUACGGGGAGUGGGUGGACGUCGUGGUGGACGACAGGCUGCCCACCAAGAACGGGGAGCUGCUCUUCGUGCACUCGGCGGAGGGCAGUGAGUUCUGGAGCGCGCUGCUGGAGAAGGCCUACGCCAAGCUGAAUGGAUCUUACGAGUCUCUCUCUGGUGGCACCACCACUGAAGGCUUCGAGGACUUCACCGGUGGAAUUGCAGAAUGGUAUGAGCUGCAGAAGGCACCACCCAACCUCUUCAAAAUCAUCCAGAAGGCACUUCAGAAAGGCUCUCUCCUUGGCUGCUCCAUUGACAUCACCAGUGCGGCGGAGACGGAGGCAGUCACUUCCCAGAAGCUGGUGAAGGGACACGCGUACUCGGUCACCGGGGCAGAGGAGGUGAACUUCCGAGGAACGGUGCAGAAGCUGAUCAGAAUCCGAAAUCCCUGGGGGGAAGUGGAGUGGACCGGGAAGUGGAACGACAACUGCCCAAACUGGAGUGGCGUUGACCCCGAGGUGCGGGAGCGGCUGACCAGGAGGCAUGAAGAUGGGGAAUUUUGGAUGGCGUUCAACGACUUCUUGAGACAUUACUCCCGCCUGGAGAUCUGCAACCUGACUCCAGACACGCUGGCAAGUGACAGGUACAAGAAGUGGAGCCUGCUGAAGCUGGAUGGGAACUGGAGGCGAGGAGCCACUGCAGGGGGCUGCAGGAAUUACCCAAACACAUUCUGGACGAAUCCACAGUAUUUAAUCAAGCUGGAGGAAGAAGAUGAGGAUCCCGAUGAUCCUGAGAGGGGCUGCACCUUCCUCAUUGGCCUGAUUCAAAAGCACCGGCGGAAGCAGAGGAAGAUGGGAGAGGACAUGCACACCAUCGGCUUUGCCAUUUAUGAGGUGCCCCCAGAGUUUUCUGGCCAGACAAAUAUUCAUCUGAGCAAAAACUUUUUCCUGACCAACAAAGCUAGAGAAAAAUCAAACACCUUCAUCAACCUCCGAGAAGUGCUGAACAAAAAACUCCCUGCAGGAGAAUAUAUCAUCGUGCCCUCGACCUUUGAACCCAACAAGAAUGGGGAUUUCUGUCUGCGAGUCUUCUCUGAAAAAAACGCAAACUCCACGGUUAUAGAUGACGAAAUUGAGGCCAAUUUUGAAGAGACCGAGAUCAGUGAAGACGACAUCGUACCCAGCUUUAAAAAGCUUUUUGGACAGCUAGCAGGAAGCGAUGCGGAGAUCUCCGCCUUCGAACUGCGCAACAUCUUGAAUAAAGUCAUGGCUAAACGCCAAGAUAUUAAAUCUGAUGGCUUUAGUAUUGAGACAUGCAAAAUAAUGGUUGACCUGUUAGAUAACGACGGGAGUGGUAAACUGGGACUGAAGGAAUUCCACACCCUCUGGACAAAGAUUCAGAAGUACCAGAAAAUUUACAGGGAAAUUGAUGUGGAUCGAUCUGGUACCAUGAAUUCGUAUGAGAUGAGGAGAGCGCUGGAAAUAGCAGGGUUCAAACUGAACUGCCAGUUACAUCAAAUCAUUGUGGCUCGCUUUGCUGAUGAAGACCUCAUCAUUGACUUCGAUAACUUUGUCCGCUGUUUGAUUCGGCUGGAAACCUUUUUCAAAAUAUUCAGAAAACUGGAUACUGAGAAAACUGGAACAAUAGAAUUGAACCUUGUUAAUUGGCUGUGCUUUACUGUCAUUUGAGCCACUGACAUCAGCUCAAGAGACCUCAAGAAGAGCAAGAUCAGGUGAAGAUAAUCAAGCAAACAUACAA